Messenger RNA from Arabis nemorensis, 999 nucleotides. NCBI's taxonomy places the organism in Eukaryota, Viridiplantae, Streptophyta, Magnoliopsida, Brassicales, Brassicaceae. The record is from the annotation of a GenBank genome assembly.
AUGGCAGAGAAUUCGUGGAGGAAGAACCUCAAGCGAUCUUUCUUAGAAGAUGAUUAUGAUUCCAAUAAGAAACCACCAGAAAAACGAGUACGGUUUCCAAAAGGGAAGAAAUCUAAACCUAAACAAGUCUUAGAGGAAGAUACUGAAGCUCCCCGCCAACUCCAAGCCCGUGCACGGGCUCGCAAUCAGCUUACUGCUGACGAUGACAACUUCGAUGAGGCUGAGGAGACUUAUGAGAAUGAUGGGAACCGCACAGAAGAUGGGAUUCAGGUCGAAGCUUUUAGUCUAGACAGGGAGAAAGAAGAAGGAUACUUUGAUGAUAAUGGCAACUUUGUAGAAUAUGUUGAGAAAAAAGUCAAGGAUGCAUGGCUUGACAGUAUUGAAAAUAAUCCCAUGUAUAUGGGACGAUCUUCUGCAAAUGAUACUGAGAAGGAUGAAUAUAGUCAUGGGAACGAAAAAUCAGCCGAUGAACUUUCUCAACAAGAUAUUGGAGUCAUAAAGAGGCGUAUUGCUAAUGUCCUUGAACAAGGGGAAACGGUCUUGCGAGCUUUAAGGAGGCUGAAAGGGAAUAAUCGCAAGGAAAAGAUGACGUAUGAGACAAAGCUCAUCUUUGAUCAGCUUACUGAUGAUGCGGACAAGCUCAUCCAGAAUGGCGACUACGACGUUUAUCUUCAAAAGCUAGAAGUUUUUGAACGUGAAGCAGAGGGAUACGAGAAACUAGCUCAAGCGAGAGUAAAUGAGAAUGCUGAUACAGAAUCCUGUGAUAUGUUUGGCGAUGAUGAAGAUGGGGCCUCGCAACAUGGGGACACAAAUGAUGGAUCUGGUUAUGUCUUUGACGAGUCUUCCGGGUACUAUUACAGCAACAGCCUUGGUUAUUAUUAUGACCCAAACACGGGACUAUACUGCUUUGCAACAACCGGUAAAUGGUACAAAUACGACGAAGAGACAAAGGAAUAUGAAGAGGUGGUUUCUGAAGUUGCUUCGGUGGAGGAAGUUUAA